GUCAUUGCUAGUGACUAGGGUCGUCAUCACCAGGCAAAGCUCUAUAUUUCUGGCCAAGUGCUCAGGCAAACAGAAUCGCACAAGACACCUUUCCACGCGCUGUCUGUCGCUGAUGUGCCUGGGGAUUGCAUUCUACCCGUAUGGUGAUCUUUAAGCCUUCCGUGUGUCCGUCCGUCGAACGACAAGUCCUGGAUAACUUCUUCUCGGCCACUUCCCGCAUCACCUUGCUUUAGAACAAAUCCAUCAACGGAGUCACGAGCACCAUGGAUACUCUUCUUACAGCCGACUCGGCUGUUCUUGCACCACGGUACAGGCGCAAGUCGAGCACUUUUGUCGACGCCAUCCACGACCUACCCGAGAAGGAGGAAAUGGCACCGGCCCAGCUCUACAGCACAGAAUCAGGCCGAUUAUUUCACGCUGGUCGCAUCGCGAUUGCUACUGUAGGUCUUCCAGCCCGCGGCAAGACACAUAUUUCGGUGGCACUUGCUCGGUACUUGCGUUGGCUUGGAGUAAAGACUAGGAUCUUUCAUCUUGGGGACUACCGCAGAGCGAUUGUUGGUCAAGGCAUGGACGUGCCCGAUGACUAUUUCUUCGUCAACGCCUCAGCCUCGUCGGUACUGCUGCGGCAGAAGAUAUUGAAGAAAUGCAGAGAGGACAUCUAUCAUUUCCUAAACCACGAAAACGGACAGAUUGCUAUCUACGAUGCUGUCAAUCCGCUUGCUGCGGGACGAAGAUCACUGGCAAAAGAAUUUGCUAAACACGACAUCAAAUGCCUGUUUAUCGAAUCGAGCUGUGACGACCAACGAAUCAUCGAGGAGAAUGUCAGGAGCGUCAAAAUUUCCUCCCCAGAUUAUGUCGGGUGGGACGAAAGUGAUGCCGUCAAGCAUUAUUUGAAUCGAAUGUCAGCCAAGAUACCCCAUUUUGAGACUAUGGAAGAGCCCGACCUUGACUGGAUCAAGAUGAUCAACGCUGGUGAGAGAUUGGUGGUCAACAACACCAGCUUUGGGUAUUUGUCUCAUCGGAUCGUGUUCUAUUUAUUGAAUCUACAUAUCAAAUCUCGACACACGUACUUUGCGAGAGCGGGCGUGACACUGGAAGAAGAGUCAUUUAAGGCUGACGCCCCUUUGUCUCCUGCUGGCAGGGACUACGCAAAGAAGAUGACGAAUACAUUGCUGAAACAUCGAGAGGAAGAAAGACGUGCUAUAAUUGAGAAGGGCGGCCACGAAACCCCGCUGAAACCACUCAUUGUCUGGACAUCGACUCGACGGAGAACAGUAGAAACAGCAGCCUUCCUGGAGAGCAAGAACUUCAAAGUCAGGCAGAGGUCUCAAAUGAGCCAACUCAACCCGGGCGUAUGCGAGAAGAAAUCCGAGCGGAGGAUCCGUCAGGACUAUCCGGAGGAAGUUUUAAAACAUGAUCUCGAUCCCUACCAUCACAGAUUUCCAAGAGCAGAGUCAUAUCACGACGUUGCCGUGCGACUCGAACCGGUAAUUCUCGAAUUGGAAAGGGAGCAGAACGACCUGCUUAUCAUUGCUCACGAGAGUGUCCUCCGUGUGCUCUAUGGUUAUCUGAUGGCCUGCAAUGCGGCUGACAUUCCUUUCCUCUCUUUCCCCCGGGACGAGAUCAUCGAGAUCAUCCCUGCCAGCUAUAACAACGAAGCGAAACGCAUCAAAAUACCUGACCUGCCCCCAGAGAUUAUCCCUGCAUCACCAGAAGGAAUAAAGGCACCAGCCCCACCAAGCGGCUUCGCCACUCCGGUUCCUGGCCUGGGAAGCGGCAUUGCAAGUCCCCGCAUAGGUAUCAGCCGAGGCCCUGGGACGCCAGAGCCUCAAACGUCGGGUUCAAAGACGCCAGAAGAUUCUGAGAACUUGGCAGUCAGGAUGCAUGAUGUUGUAUGAUAAGCUGUUCGAUGGUGGCUUGCUGAAGCUUGAGAUUGACGAGAGAUGUGUGAUGUGCGACGAGGGUGUCAUGUCGGGACGGAAGAGCUGAGCGCCAUUUCAGCCACCAUGCAAUGUAGACACAAACAGAAUAUUGUCGUUGUUGAC
This is a messenger RNA of Exophiala xenobiotica, 2045 nucleotides long. RefSeq lists its product as uncharacterized. Lineage: Eukaryota; Fungi; Ascomycota; Eurotiomycetes; Chaetothyriales; Herpotrichiellaceae. Gene Ontology annotation, biological process: fructose metabolic process; fructose 2,6-bisphosphate metabolic process. The transcript is spliced from 3 exons. Gene Ontology annotation, cellular component: cytosol. Gene Ontology annotation, molecular function: fructose-2,6-bisphosphate 2-phosphatase activity; ATP binding; 6-phosphofructo-2-kinase activity. Bases 264 to 1898 code for a protein of 544 amino acids. The record is from RefSeq and is a predicted model, not a curated record.